CUGGAUUCUGCAGCCGAAUGCGGAAGUGACGUCCGCUACACGACGCCCUCUCCAUUGCGUCUGUGUUGUGGUGGCUCGUUCUUUGUUGAAUUUCUGUUCUUGUUAUAUACACAUUUUUUGAUAUCAUGCCUGAUCGUUGUGUGGCAGGCUUUUGCUCAAACACUCGAGAAGAAGGAAUAAGCCUGUUCAGGUUUCCAAAAGACCCAAUUCGCCGCGAUAAAUGGACCAGGCAAGUGCAACGAACGCGAACAAAAUGGACACCGUCAAAUUCGUCAGUGCUGUGCUCCGCACACUUCGAGGACAGUUGUUUUGAUACUAUUCCUCAGAUAAAGGAAAGUUUGGGACUCAGUGUGUUCUACCGGAGGGUUCUUGUACCAUCAGCUGUGCCAACUAUCUUUCCUCGACCCAGACCGGGUGCGAAUGAAAACACGAGUACCUAUGCAUACGGCAAUUCACAAAGUCAAAAAGCCAGACGACGUUCGGCUGUGAAAAAGCGUGCCAAGUUGACAAUGCUCAAUGAACUUCUUUGUCAACAAGUGGAGACAGCUCUGGCUUCGCAAACUGAUACAGUGCCAGCCGACAGUGCGUAUUGUCUUGAAGAGACACACAGGGAUGCUGAAACCCAGUUUGCAACUGAAAUGAGGCCACCCUCAAGGACUGUUACCACUCAGUAUCGGCGAAGAGGUCCUUGUAAAGACAUCCAGCAGCUGAUUGGUCGUCAAGAUGAAUGUCCCGCUCAGCCACAGAGUGGCAGCUCCACUUUGGAGCAGGCGGAACUACUACUAGAAGAAGAGGAGGAGCCACAGCCACAGCCCCUCUAUGUAAAAGAGGAAGAGGAGGAGCCACAGCCGGGUGGGCUGUGGCUCCUCCUCCUUAAUGUGGGUGACAUUAAAGAGGAAGAGGCAGAGCCACAGACCCCGUAUGUUAAAGAGGAAGAGAUGGAGCCACCCCCCCAUGUUAAAGAAGAGGAUGAAGAACUGUCUAUCACUCAGGAGGGAGAGCAUCUUCUAGGGCCAGAGGAGGCUGAUCUCGCCAGAUUGCUACUGACUGGAGUCUCUGCGGUGACCGAGGACCAUGAAGACAAACCACCUGAGUCCUCACAGCUUCAUCGUAGUCCAAGCAAGGAGAAGAGAGAGUCGGAGCCUUCAUGCAGCAGCUCACUGCAACACAUGACAACAGAAGCAACACAUGACAACCUCUUAGCUCCACUAUCAGAUGGUCACGACACAACGUCACACUCCCCUGAAGACAGAGGACAGAAGACAGAAGAUGAAGACAGCAACUACAACCAAGAAUCUCUGAGCAGCGAUACAGACUGUGAAGGUGACAUGACGAGUCACACUGGCAACAAAAACUCAGAAAGCUCUAAAACGAAGACAGGUAAACGUUUUAACUGCUCAGUUUGCGAUAAAAGCUUUUCUUGUACGGGUAAUUUGACUCAACACAUGAGAACACACACUGGAGAAAAACCUUUUCAUUGCUCAGACUGUGAUAAACGCUUCACUCAAAAGGCACACAUGCAAUCACACAUGAGAACGCACACGGGAGAAAAACAUUUUCAUUGCUCAGACUGUGGUAAACGCUUCAUUCACAAGACAACCAUGCAAUCACACAUGAGAAUACACACAGGAGAAAAACCUUUUCAUUGCUCAGACUGCGGUAAAUGCUUCAAUCGAAAGGCACACAUGCAAUCACACAUGAGAACACACACAGGAGAAAAACCUUUUAGUUGCUCAGACUGUGGUAAACGCUUCAAUCGAAAGACAAACAUGAAAUCACACAUGAGAAUACACACAGGAGAAAAACCUUUUAGUUGCUCAUAUUGUGGCGACACAUUUUCUUGGAAGUGCUCUUGGAAAAGACACAUGCAGAGUCACUGAGGGUCUACUGUUUGACUCGCCUGACUUCCUUGCAGUCACUGUGUUGUAAUAUUCUUUGCAUGUGUCUUUGUUGAAUAAAUGCAUCUUGUUUUUACUAAUGUGCGAAAAGAAAGACAUGCUGACUGCAGUGGUUUUAUUUGUAGUUGAAGGUGUUUUAUUUGACUGUAUGCUGUCAUCACUAAAUGCUGGAAAGUUGUGAUUUGAUUCCUUUUACUGACUUAAGUUCUUAUGAUUCACUCAUUGGUGUACGGACUGCUUUCAGGAGGCCUUUGAAGGAUUUCAGUGAGAGCAAAAUAGUAGUUUUUGCUUUUUUUUUUUCUUAUUUUGCAUUGUUGAUUUGGGGGUAUGCUGGAGCCUAUCCCACCUUUGGGUGAGAGGCGGGGUACACCCGGCUGACUGGUCGCCAGCCAAUCGCAGGGCACAUAUAGACAAACAACCAUUCACACCUAUGGACAAUUCAGAGUCGCCAAUUAACCUAACAUGCAUGGGAGGAAACCGGAGUACCCGGAGAACAUGCAUGCACAGGGAGAACAUGCAAACUCGCACAGAAAAUGCCCAGCGGAUAUUCGAACCCAGGUCUUCCCGAUUUCCUGACUGUGUGGCUUGUGUGACUGUGUGCUAACCACUCAGCCACCAUGCAGCUAAAGAAUACUCAAAGAAUUUACGCACAAAUUGACAAAAUUAUUCAGUUUUACUGAAAAAUUGAAUAAUUUUUGUCUGAUCUUGUAUUUUAUUCUGGACAUUGAAUGCAGUACAUAAUAAAGUGUUGUUUUCCAAUGUACAGCUUAAA
Molecule: messenger RNA, 2670 nt
Organism: Dunckerocampus dactyliophorus (ringed pipefish)
Lineage: Eukaryota; Metazoa; Chordata; Actinopteri; Syngnathiformes; Syngnathidae
Product: zinc finger protein 37-like
Exons: 4
Coding region: 126-1880 (584 amino acids)
Biological process (GO): regulation of immune system process; regulation of cytokine production; negative regulation of transcription by RNA polymerase II
Molecular function (GO): DNA-binding transcription factor activity, RNA polymerase II-specific; RNA polymerase II cis-regulatory region sequence-specific DNA binding
Source: RefSeq, a predicted model, not a curated record